This is a messenger RNA of Amphimedon queenslandica, 2568 nucleotides long. RefSeq lists its product as uncharacterized. The record is from RefSeq and is a predicted model, not a curated record. Bases 283 to 2547 code for a protein of 754 amino acids. Lineage: Eukaryota; Metazoa; Porifera; Demospongiae; Haplosclerida; Niphatidae. The transcript has 7 exons.
AUGGCCUUUCACGCAUGCUUCCGUGGGUUUGUAUCUCGGUUUUGUAGCCUUCUUUUCAGCUUGUGACUUUGAGAUUAGGCUCACCACUCGCUUACUUCUUUGUUGCCAUGGCUCAACCUCACAGAGACUCAGUGAACAAGAGCAAAAGUUCACGUGAAUCACGUCCCGCUGACAUCAAAAAGAAAAGGUGGACAAUACAUGUAAGUGAACCCAGAUGCUAUUACACCAACAAGAACUGAUUCUUUCAUUGCAGCAGAAGAAGUUUAUGAUGACAAACUUGCGAUGAGGGAAGUUGAUGUUGCCUAUUCACGUAUUAUGCUCCUUGGCACAGCUGGUGUAGGGAAAACCAGCUUCAAGCGAGGCCUAAUGAAUGAGCAGUGGGACUGUAAAGCAGACAGCACUCUGGUUAGUGACAUUAACACGCUUCGACCUGUUGGACACGAGUGGCAUACACUGUCAAGGCGUAGCAAAUAUUGGAAGCUUGUUACGGAAGAUGAUGAAAUAGAUGAGUUAGCUCACCUUCUUGCUGCUGUUCACAAUGAUCCAGAUGCAUCUAUGAAAUUGCUUAGUACAGUAAAAGCACUUUCACUCUAUCGCUUAAAGCAAGAGUCUUCUAUAUCUGCCUCAAAAUUAUCCAAGGAUGAUAUACGCAAUAUUCAAGAGUCCAAAGUUAAUGUUUUCUUAUCAAAGGCAUUUGAACGUGCUCGGUGGAUUAAUAAUGCCAAAAUAAACCCACUUCCACUGCUUCAUGUAUGGGAUUGUGGAGGCCAGCCAGUUUUUCUGGAGAUUCUUCCAGCAUUCCUCACCUCUCGUUCAAUGUUUCUCCUUUUAUUUGACGCAUCUAAGAGUCUUAAUGAUAACUGGAAAUCAAUUUUGACAAAUAAUGGCACCCUGGUAGAGGAUGAAGUAGGCAAUACGACAACAAAAGAUCUUUUAUUUAGAUGGAUGGCUAAUAUUCAUCAUCAGCUUGCAAAGAAAGAUGAACUUGGAGGUCUUCGGGAUUAUCCUCGAAUGUAUUGCAUUGGUACCCAUAAGGAUAUAAUUAAAAGUAGCAAAAAAGCUGAAGAAGUCAGAAGCAUGCUGAAGGAAAGCUACAAAAGCAUGGCAUUUGCUCACUUGAUCCAGGAUACAUUAAUUGUCGAUAAUACAACAGCUGGCACGAGUGAAAAAGAAGACAGCAAUUUCAAGAUUGUUCGUGAUGAAAUUAGUAAUUUUACAUUUAGUAAGCUGUCAGUGAAAGCACCAUUGUGCUGGGUCCUUUUUAGAAAUGUUAUCCAGAUGCUAGAUACAAAAGUAAUUAGUCUAAAAGAAGCUCAUGCUAUAGGAGCUGCUUGUAAGAUUCCACAUAGUGAUGUCCCAAAAGCUCUACUUUUUUAUCAUGAUCUAGGAGCAAUUUUAUUCUAUCCUAACAUUGAAGGUCUUAAGGAAAAAGUUAUUGUCGAUCCAAAAUGGUUUGUGGAUAUGUUAGGAAGAAUCUUUACUCUCCAAGGAAGGGAAGAAUAUCAGACAGAAAGCAUGUGGACUCUACUACGAGAAAAAGGUAUCCUUGUUCAAGCUCUUUAUGUUGGUGUCUGGAGAGAAUGCAGUGGCAUACUGCCAAAUGAGUUUAUGGAUCUACUUAUUCAUUUUCGUCUCGCUGCUGAAGUCAAGACAAGGUUGUAUUAUGAUGAAAGCGCCAAGCAAUACUUUUUGCCUGCUGUACUCAAGUUUUAUGAUGGCAACCCUGAGCAGCAGAAAGGAGCCACAGCUGGAUACUUGGCUAGAGCGACCCCCCUACAUAUCACAUUCAGUGCCAAUUUUGUACCUCCAGGCUUUUUCACUCGUUUUAUCACUGCAUUAGCUGAAUCUCCUAUGUGUGAACUUAAUUUUGAUGAGGAAAUUUACAGAAAUCGCAUUAGUAUGAAGUUUGGGGAUCCAUGCAUUGACCACAUUGUACUCAUUGAUCUUGGAUACGCUAUACAAGUUGAAGUCAUGCGUUAUAUGCACACUGAGCAUAGUUCUUUCAGUGAUGUGUGCCAAUGCCUUCUGAGUUUAUUAAAUAAGUGUGGGCAAAAAGUUGACAACACUUUGAACACAAACUCUAUCACUUGCGAUGUCUCUUUCAAAAUAACCCGAGAAACAAAAUAUGUAUGCUCCUGUGAAGAAUGCAAGUCACUUUCUCUUCAUUACCUUGAGCCUGCAGUAGAAGGUCAAACAGCUGAUCUUCCACUUACAUGUCUAAAGCAAAAAAAGGCUCGGCGUUUAACACUAGAUGAAGCCUACUGGUUCAUUAAAAAAAAUAAAAAAGAAGAAUCAAAGCGAAUCUCCCAGCAAGAGAUGUAUGAUAUUUCAAAAAGAGUUGGAAAUGGAAACAAAGCAUUAGAGCUAGCAGCUGUUUUAGGAAUGUACGACAAGUAUAAGUGUCUUAAUGAUCCUACUUCAAAGAUAAAUCCUAUUCUACAAUUGCUUUAUGAUUGGGAUAUUGGAGGUGGUGAAAGAAUGUCUUUAGUUGCCUCACUUGCAAAAAAUUGGGUUAAAGCACCUCGCCAAAGAAGUAGAAAAGGCUAGUUAUGCUGAUAAUACCAAGUC